CAGUAGAUGUGAUGUCGCGAUUCUCCGCCAGCCUUCUCAACAUUUUUGACCUUCAUCAUGGCGAGCUGCGGACGUAUGCUCGUUUUGACUCGCCAGUUCAGCACAACCAAUCCUGCAAGGGCAGGGCUCGUGAAGCCUCCCCUAGCAGUCUUCGGAAUUCCGGGACGUUAUGCCACCGCCCUGUUUUCAGCGGCCUCGAAAGAGAAGAAGCUCGACGCUGUUGAGAAAGACCUCCUGAAAUUUAAGGGCCUGAUUGAACAGGACAAGAGGUUGGCCCAGUUCGUCGAUGACCCACUUAUCAAGAAGUCACUAAAGAGGGAUGCUCUGUCGGAGACACUGAAGAAGCAACAGUUCAACGCCCUCACCAUCAAUUUAGUUGGUGCUCUCUGCGACAACGGCCGGGCACGUGACGUCCGCGGCGUGAUCAACGCGUUCAGCCGCAUCAUGGGUGCUGUACGUGGAGAGGUGCUUUGCGAAGUGGUGACUGCCAAGCCCCUGGAUCCGGCGGCAGAGAAGGAUCUGGAAGCUGCACUGCAGAUGUUCCUCAAGAAGGGCCAAGUGCUGCUCAUCUCUAAGAAGGUGGAUCCCAGCAUCCUCGGAGGCAUGCUGGUCAGCAUAGGAGACAAAUUUGUGGACAUGUCCAUUGCCAGUAAGGUCAAGGCCUACACUGCACUUCUCAAGCAGGCUGUCUGAUGUCCUUCCUUCUUCGUGGUGAAUGAUGCCUGCAGGAGCCCAGGUCAGCCUGGUCACCUGGGUGAUGUAGAUAAAGAAAAUGCAGAACACAAAAUAAAACAAAUUGAAACACUGA
This is a messenger RNA of Ixodes scapularis (black-legged tick), 808 nucleotides long. RefSeq names its product ATP synthase subunit O, mitochondrial (gene ATPsynO). Gene Ontology annotation, molecular function: proton-transporting ATP synthase activity, rotational mechanism. Bases 58 to 693 code for a protein of 211 amino acids. The transcript has 8 exons. The record is from RefSeq and is a predicted model, not a curated record. Lineage: Eukaryota; Metazoa; Arthropoda; Arachnida; Ixodida; Ixodidae. Gene Ontology annotation, biological process: proton motive force-driven mitochondrial ATP synthesis.